GAGACUCCCCCCAAGCAGCUGUUGCUGUGGUAACCAAGCUAAACAGCCGCAUCUCCUGACUUUGAGUUUUUCUAUCUUAAAACGCACACAGGGCACGAAAACACAGAGAUCUAAGCUUAUUUUAAAGUGAAAAGUUAAAUCUAUAAUGGAGCUCGACUACUACGAGGCGCUGGAAGUAAAAAGAAACGCCACGAACGCAGAAAUCAAACAGGCAUAUCGACGUCUUGCACUGAAGUUUCAUCCGAGCAACAGAGAAACUGGAAACGAUGAAAGGUUCAAUGAGCUGGGAGAGGCCUACGAUGUACUGAGCGACCCUCGAAAAAAGGCAACCUAUGACAAGUUUGGUGUCGAGGGUCUGAAAGGUGGGAUCCCACCUGAGCAUGGCAGCAGUGGGGCUUGGUCUUCUAAAUACAUCUACCAUGGAAACCCGGACAAAACGUUCAAGCAGUUUUUCGGAGGUGACAACCCAUUUGCGGACUUUGAUACAAAUGAUGCACCUCUGCUGUUCGGUGGCCUGACACCAGGAGUGGUGAAGACACAAGACUCUGCCAUAGAGAGGGACCUUCCCUUGUCCCUGGAUGAUCUCUUCCACGGAUGCACAAAAAAGAUUAAGAUAUCUCGCAGGGUGAUGAAUGAUGACGGACACACGUCCAGUAUCAGAGACAAGAUCCUGACUAUAGAUGUGAAGCCUGGAUGGAACGAAGGCACAAGAAUAGUUUUCCCCAAAGAAGGAGAUCAGGGACCAAACCGCAUCCCUGCAGAUAUUGUGUUCAUCGUGCGCCACAAGAGUCAUCCUCUGUUUGUUCGACAACUCAGUGACCUCAUCUACAAAGUCCAGAUCUCUCUGGAGAUGGCGUUGACUGGCUUCUCUGUGGAGGUGGAGACACUAGAUGGCAGGCUACUCAGAAUUCCCAUCAAUGACAUUGUGCACCCUGCGUACCAAAAAGUGGUGACUGGAGAGGGAAUGCCGCUGUCCCAGGAUCCUUCCCAGAGAGGAAACCUCAUCAUUACAUUUGACAUCCAGUUUCCAGAGAAGCUCUCGGCUGAGAGGAAGAGUCUGAUCAAACAAGCCCUCACUUUUAAAUGUUGAUUACACGUUGCUAACCUAUGUCUAAUGAUUACAUUUCUGUCAUUAGAAAGAGGGGGUAUCAAUACAAUUUGCAUAGAUAUGCAACAGAAAGUAAAGAAAUUUGUAAACAA
Molecule: messenger RNA, 1200 nt
Organism: Larimichthys crocea (large yellow croaker)
Lineage: Eukaryota; Metazoa; Chordata; Actinopteri; Sciaenidae
Gene: dnajb13
Product: DnaJ heat shock protein family (Hsp40) member B13
Exons: 8
Coding region: 146-1090 (314 amino acids)
Cellular component (GO): cytosol
Molecular function (GO): protein-folding chaperone binding
Source: RefSeq, a predicted model, not a curated record